Molecule: messenger RNA, 10572 nt
Organism: Stegastes partitus (bicolor damselfish)
Lineage: Eukaryota; Metazoa; Chordata; Actinopteri; Pomacentridae
Gene: cacna1ha
Product: calcium channel, voltage-dependent, T type, alpha 1H subunit a
Exons: 36
Coding region: 15-7067 (2350 amino acids)
Biological process (GO): calcium ion import across plasma membrane
Cellular component (GO): membrane; voltage-gated calcium channel complex
Molecular function (GO): high voltage-gated calcium channel activity
Source: RefSeq, a predicted model, not a curated record
UCGAGCACGUGUCCAUGCUGGUGAUCCUGCUCAACUGCGUGACUCUGGGGAUGUUUCAGCCCUGCGAGGACGUUACCUGCCAGUCAGAGUGGUGCCGCAUCCUCCAGGUGUUGGACGACUGCAUCUUCGCGUUCUUCGCGGUGGAAAUGGUCAUCAAGAUGGUGGCUCUGGGAAUAUUCGGCCCCAACUGUUACCUCGGUGACAAGUGGAACCAGCUCGACUUCGUCAUCGUCAUGGCAGGGGUGAUGGAGUAUUCUCUGGACGGCCACAACGCCAGUCUGUCAGCCAUCCGAACCGUCCGAGUGCUCAGGCCACUGCGGGCGAUCAACAGAGUACCAAGUAUGAGGAUCUUGGUGACGCUGCUGCUGGACACCCUGCCCAUGCUGGGGAACGUUCUCCUCCUCUGCUUCUUUGUCUUUUUCAUCUUCGGCAUUGUGGGAGUCCAGCUGUGGGCGGGACUGCUGCGCAACCGCUGCUUCCUGGGAGAGGACAUAAACACAAUGUACAACCUGUCUAUAAAUUCUUACUACAUGUCUGAGGAGGGUGAAGACGCCCCGUUUAUCUGCUCAGCUCCCCGUGAGAACGGGAUGCUGCGCUGCCACAAUGUGCCACCCUACACCGAGGGCCGGGCCGAGUGCUCGCUGGCCGCCCCCCUCCAGAGUUCAGCUCUGAUCGGACCGACCCCUGCGGAGGGCGGGGCCGACGGCAGCGGCUGCGUUAACUGGAACCAGUACUACAACGUGUGCCGCCCCGGCCUGCUCAACCCUCACAAGGGAGCUGUCAACUUUGACAAUAUCGGCUACGCGUGGAUAGCCAUAUUCCAGGUCAUCACACUGGAAGGAUGGGUAGAUAUCAUGUACUAUGUCAUGGACGCUCACUCCUUCUACAAUUUUAUAUAUUUUAUACUGCUCAUUAUUGUGGGCUCUUUCUUCAUGAUCAACUUGUGCCUCGUGGUCAUCGCCACCCAGUUCUCCGAGACGAAGCAAAGGGAGAACGCCCUGAUGAGGGAGCAGCGUGCUCGCUACAUGUCCAACGACUCCACGCUGGCCAGCUACAGCGAGCCGGGCUCAUGCUAUGAGGAGAUGUUGCGCUACAUCAGUCACCUUUACCGCAAGUUAACGCGCAGGCUGCAGAGGAUAUACUCUGGGUGGCACAGUAAACGGCGCAAAAAGGUGAAUCCCAAUGGCAGCGGAGGAGGCAGCAAUGGUGGCGGUAACGGACACGGCCACAGUUCGAGCAGAGGUUGCGGAGGCUCAGGCCCGGGUAACGCGUUGUGGCUGAGGCCCAUCCACAACCUUCUGCAGCACCACCAGCACCAGCACUGUCGCCUCAGCAACGGCGGGCAGCACGCUGUCAGCGUGGCGACCGCCGAGCACAUGGACAGGGGAGGACGUAUGGGAGGAGGGGAGGAAGUGGAGAUGAAGUCGCUUUCCGUCCGGAGGGGAAGCGCGAACGGAAAUAGCGGCGACAGCCCCACCGCCGUCGCCCAGGGCAUGGGGGCGCUGCUGGGGCGACUCAACGGGGGGAUGAACUAUCCCACCAUCCUGCCGUCGUUCGUGUGCAGCUACAGCAGCAAGACGCCGCCACCCCACUCGAAGCAGUGUGGCCCCAGUCCGGAGCAGCAUCCGCCGAACCACCCGGCGUCGGAACACACAGAGACGCUGAGCAAACUCUACCAGCUCAUGGGGCAGCACAGCCGCCAGCGGCUGCUGUACCAGCUGGCAGGCGUGGUGCCCAGCCCCCUGCUCCUGGAGCUGCUCAGCUGCCCUCUGUGCGCCCGCAGCCUGGAGACUCUGGAGCUGGAACUGGGAGACCUGGAGGGAGGCAAGGGCGAGGCCGACGGACUGCACGACUUCCCCCAGGGGGGAGACCUAAGAGGAGGCAGAGGUCGCAGACGGCGUGGAGUUGUGGAGUACAAAAACGGAGCCGUUCAGGCCUGGAUAAGCUUUAGAGACAAACUGAGGAGGAUCGUGGAAAGUAAAUACUUCAACCGAGGGAUCAUGAUCGCUAUCCUCGUCAAUACUCUGAGCAUGGGGAUAGAGUACCACGAGCAGCCCGAAGAAUUGACCGACGUGUUGGAGAUCAGCAACAUCGUUUUCACCAGUAUGUUUGUCCUGGAGAUGGGCUUCAUGCUGCUGGCGUUCGGCCUGUUCGGAUACAUCAGGAACCCGUACAACAUCUUCGACAGCAUCAUCGUCAUCAUCAGUGUGUGGGAGAUAAUUGGUCAAGCGGACGGCGGGUUGUCAGUCCUGCGAACGUUUCGUCUGCUGCGAGUUUUGAAGCUGGUUCGCUUCCUGCCGGCCCUGAGGAGACAACUGGUGGUUCUGAUGAAGACCAUGGACAACGUGGCCACCUUCUGCAUGCUGCUGAUGCUUUUCAUCUUCACUUUCAGUAUACUGGGCAUGCAUCUUUUUGGUUGUAAAUUCAGUCUACAAACAGAGAAUGGAGACACAAUCCCUGACCGCAAGAACUUUGACACUCUACUCUGGGCCAUCGUCACUGUAUUCCAGAUUCUCACCCAGGAGGACUGGAACGUGGUGUUGUACAACGGCAUGGCUUCUACCUCUCCGUGGGCGGCUCUCUACUUUGUCGCUCUCAUGACGUUCGGCAACUACGUGCUCUUCAAUUUGCUGGUGGCCAUCUUGGUUGAGGGCUUCCAGGCUGAGGGUGAUGCUAAUCGGUCAGAGUCAGACGAUGACAAGAAAUCCGACAACUUCGACGAGGACGAGAAGGUAGAACAGCUCAGAGACAAUGAGCUAAAGAUGUACUCUCUGAUGAUGACAGCUAACGGUCACAUUGACCCUCGUGUCUCCGCGGCUCCGCCCAUAAUCAUGCGCACGGCGGCCACGCCGAUGCCCACGCCAAAGAGCUCCCUGGGCCCCGAGUCCAUCCUGGGGGAGGAGCUCAUCUUCAGAGAGGGGGUACCUCAGUACAGCGAGGUGGGCUUGGGUUUUUCUGAGGCGGGUACCGGCCAUGCAGAGUCUCGCCGUGGAAGCUCAACGUCCAUGGAGCCUUUAGCCUUCGAUCAGCGUUCUCUGGGCCUCUCCAGCCCCGGGCGGCGCUCUCCUCUCCCUCCCCGUGGCUCGGGAAGCUCGUGGGGGAGCCGGCGCUCCAGCUGGAACAGCCUGGGGAGAGCUCCGAGCCUCAAGCGGCGAGACACCAGCGGAGAGAGGGAGAGUCUGCUGUCCGGGGAAGGCGGCGAGGAGGAGGACGGCAGGGACGACAAGGACGAGGCCGGGGUGAACAGCAGACUGAGGCCGGGGUCCUUGGAGCUGCUGCAGGCGUCCACUCUCUGCCCUUCCAUAAUUGCGGAAUACGGCGACUGUAACGGGAGGACUGUGACUUACGACCCAAACUUGAACUCCGACUCCAAAGAUGACUCCUCGCCCGAAGACGACAUGGACGAUGACGGUCCUUUUUGCUACUGGGUCAAGAAAGAGUUCCACAACAUGAAGCCUCGCUGGUGCAAAGAACAUGAAGACUGGACGCUGUACUUGUUCUCUCCAGAGAGCCCAUUCCGUGUGUGGUGCCAAGCUGUGAUCUCCCACAAAUUGUUCGACCAUGUGGUCCUGGUUUUCAUCUUCCUCAACUGCAUCACCAUCGCUCUGGAAAGACCCGACAUACAGCCUCAUAGCACGGAGCGAGUGUUUCUGAGUGUGUCCAACUAUGUUUUCACUGUGAUCUUCCUAGCAGAGAUGACCGUUAAGGUUGUAGCUCUUGGCUUCUGCUUUGGGAACCAGAGCUACCUCCAGUCCAGCUGGAACAUUCUGGACGGUUUAUUGGUGUUGGUGUCUCUGGUCGACAUUUUGGUCUCUCUGGCUUAUACUGGCGGAAACAGGAUCCUGGGAAUUCUCCGAGUCCUCCGCCUACUACGGACACUUCGCCCACUCAGGGUGAUCAGUCGAGCUCCAGGUUUGAAGCUGGUUGUGGAGACUCUCAUCACCUCUCUUAGACCUAUCGGAAACAUUGUCUUGAUCUGCUGUGCCUUCUUCAUUGUCUUUGGCAUCUUGGGGGUCCAGCUCUUCAAAGGGAAGUUCUACCAUUGUGAAGGUCUCGACACAAAAAACAUCACCAACAAGUCUGACUGUCUGCAGGCCAACUACCGCUGGAUACGAAGAAAGUACAACUUUGACAACCUGAUUCAGGCUCUGAUGUCUUUGUUUGUGCUGUCAUGUAAGGACGGCUGGGUCAACAUCAUGUACGACGGGCUCGAUGCGGUGGGAGUGGACCAACAGCCUGUAAGAAACCACAACCCCUGGAUGCUCCUCUACUUCAUCUCCUUCCUGCUCAUCGUCAGCUUCUUCGUCCUCAACAUGUUCGUCGGCGUGGUGGUGGAGAACUUCCACAAGUGCCGACAGGACCAGGAAGAGGAGGAAGCCCGCUUGCGGGAAGAGAAGAGGCUCAAAAUGAUAGAGAAAAAGCGCAGGAAGGCCAAACAGAGGCCCUACUACGCCGACUACUGUCCCCUGCGCCUCUACAUCCACACACUGUGCACCAGCCACUACCUGGACCUCUUCAUCACCUUCAUCAUCUGCAUUAACGUCUUCACAAUGAGCAUCGAGCACUACAAUCAGCCACAGUAUUUAGAGGAGGUUCUGAAGUACUGUAACUACGUGUUCACCUUCAUCUUCGUCAUCGAGGCCCUGCUCAAACUCGUGGCUUUCGGCAUACACAGGUUCUUCAAAGACAGGUGGAAUCAGCUGGAUGUAGCGAUCGUGGCGUUGUCCAUCAUGGGCAUCACCCUGGAGGAGCUGAAAAUGAAUGCCGCGCUGCCAAUAAAUCCCACCAUCAUCAGAAUCAUGAGAGUACUGAGAAUAGCACGAGUGCUCAAACUUCUGAAGAUGGCCACAGGGAUGAGAGCUCUGCUGGAUACCGUCAUGCAAGCGCUGCCGCAGGUGGGAAAUCUUGGUCUCCUCUUCAUGCUGCUCUUCUUCAUCUACGCUGCUCUGGGAGUGGAGCUCUUUGGCAAACUGGAGUGCAAUGACAACAACCCAUGUGAAGGUCUGAGUCGUCACGCAACCUUUGACAAUUUUGGGAUGGCCUUCCUCACACUGUUCCGAGUGUCCACUGGAGACAACUGGAAUGGGAUUAUGAAAGACACAUUAAGGGAGUGCCACCCAGACGACCGCCACUGUCUCACGUACCUGCCGCUGGUUUCUCCAAUUUACUUUGUCACCUUUGUCCUCAUGGCCCAGUUCGUUCUGGUCAACGUGGUGGUGGCCGUUUUGAUGAAACAUCUAGAGGAAAGCAACAAGGAAGCCAAAGAGGACGCAGAGAUGGAUGCGGAGAUCGCGUUGGAAAUGGCCAUGGAGCGAGAACGCAGACUAAGCACAACUUCAAACAACAGCUCAGUGGCAGGGACUUACGUUGGUCCGUGCCCACAUUCACCUGGAGAGGAAGAAGAGGUGCAGUUUGAUGAUCAGGACCGGCUGUCGUCAGGGAAGAUGUCUGUAUCCAGGAUGCACUCACUGCCCAAUGACAGCUACAUGUUUCGGCCUGUACGUCCCGCCAGCGCCCCCUACCCGUUGGAAGAGGUAGACCUCAGUCCCCAGCACCAGCAUUCAGUUUCAGUGAUGUCGGUCCACUCUCAGCCUUGCGAGAGCCGCUCCCUGCUGCAGGUCCCAGACGUUUCCCCCGUUCACCGUCCCACCCUCACCCUGCCCCGCAUCGCCCCGCCAACACCCAGCCCCUCACCACGGGCCCUGCACAGACAGGUGGCAGUUAAAGUGGAUUCUGUGGAGUCCCAGAGUUGUGAGCACCCAGAGAGGCUUGCUGCCGUCCUCCUCCCCUCCCACUCCCCUUCUCCCCGUUCUUUUACCUCCUCCUCAUCGCCUCUGCCUCCCCCUCCUUCUCCCUCAGCCCUCUCCCUGCCACCCUGCUCCCCCUCUCCCUUCCCACUGCCUCCUCCGUCUCCCUCCCCUCUCCCGCUGCUACUGUCUUCCCCCCCGCUUCUUCUCCCGCCACCUCCCUCCCCCCGCCUCCCCCUGCGCCCUCCGAGCCUCCGGAGACCCCGGCCACCCUCCGCCGUCUCCCUCUCCGACCCGGCCGACGAGGAGGUGUAUCACAUCACCACCUCCGCUCACCUCAGGUGGAGGGACGAGGAAGACGAGGGCCAGGGGAGCAGGGGGAAGAGCGGCCGCAGUCACUCCCUGUCGCCGUGCACCUUGCCGUGCUCUCUCGACUCCGCCUCCUCCCCUCUUCCUCCCCCGCUGCCGCCUUCCUCCUCACGGAGCGCGCUCAGUCUGCUCGGGGCGGGAUUGAAGGACCACGACUUCAGGAAAGGCUUUAGCGUUGACAACCGGGGCUUCCUGGACAAGCCGUCGUCACUGUCCAUUGGUCACUCAGACGACCAUCGGCGCCAUUCCAUCGAGGUCUGCCUUCCGCAGGCCGUCAUAACAGGAGAUAACCAACACUUUACCCAGGACGUACGUCGACCGGACAAAGGUCAGGGAUUCCCCAUGAGGGUGCAGUCAGUCGGGAGCAACCACAGAAAGAAGAAGAUGAGCCCUCCCUGUAUAUCCAUCCACCCGCCCGCCGAGAAGGAACAUCCCCAAAUCGCCUCACCCCCAAAACUGGCUGAUUGCAGCAUGAUGCUGAGACGCAGGACGCCCUCCUACGACUUGACACCACACACACAGUCAAGUACGCAAGACGUCUCGGCCGACACACAGAUGCAAACGCCGCUGACGCCUAUCCAAGCACACUCCCCGACCCACGCACUGACCCCUUCGUCCACCCCGACGCACACUCAGGCGUACACUCCACCGCCGGCGUCCACGCCCACACACAUCCCCAUCAGCCCCAACAUCUUCAUCCAGCCUCACGCGCCUCUCAUCCCGAACGCCAUGGCGUUCUCACGCCCCCUCUCCCCCGCUACGAGGCACCCCCUCACCGGAGAGUACAUCCCCCUGCCCCAGUUCACCUUCGACCAACCACAGUCCAGAUACACGAGCGGCCUGUCAGCUGGCAUGUCAGACGCCGAUACAGCCACCUGCUCCUCCCCUUUCGACAACAGACUGGGAAGCAGUGCUGGAUUCAGUGCAAAGAAUCGGAGGACCGCCCAGUAAACGUCGAGCGUUUUGAUUCAGGAGGCGAAUUGUUCCAAAUCUCUGCAGCUGGAGUUGUUGACCUCAGCAGAGAUUGAUGCUGGAUCGAGAUCAAGUUUACUGGGAGAGGGGUUUUAUUUUAUUUUGGUUUUUUUUGUUUUUUUUGUUGUUGAGACGGAUAGUAAAAAGGACAUUGAUUUCUCUCUCCAGAUGCUGGUAUAGACUCGUCCCAGAAUAACAGAGAAGGGAUCCUUUUUUUUCUAAACCCAGCUUGAAAGACAGCAGAUCCACCGAGGCUGUACCAGUACUCACUGUACGUGGUGUGUUCGGGACUAAUACUAAUGACGCACCAGGACUAAAGCCACCUAAACUCCGUAGCCAAAGUUUUUUUCACACACUGUCCUCACCCACGUGAGCCAAUCAGGAAGCAGCGUCUGGCUGAUAACCUCUGACCUUUACAGGAAGCGGUUUGUGACAUGCGAGCGUGGGGAGAAUCGUGGGAUAUGCAACUUCAGGUUUUCUACAGAAGUUCUGCUUGCCCCUCCGCUGCUCCUCGAUCACAUUGAUCAGAGCAGAAGUGUGUGUGUGUGCGUGUGAGCGUGAGCGUGUGUGAGUGAGCGUGUGUUUUCCUAUGUGCGAGUAUCGUCACAUCUGUUGUCAUGGAAGUCGGCCAUGUUAUUCUGAUGCUUGCAUCGACAGAGAGGGGAAGCAGGGCAGAGCUGUAGUGUUUGUUUCUUUGUGUAUCUGUGCAUUGUAAAUAAAGGAAAAUACUGUAUUUGGUGAGAUUAAAAAUAGCUCUAUCCAUAUGCACAUAUUUUUAUAGAGAUCUAAAAUGUUUUUGCACACAAAUUUGAAUUUCAAGUUGCUUGUUUUUUUUUUCCUCUGUUGUCCUCUUGUGAAUGUAUGUUUCUUUUCAAAACUGAGAGAGUGAAAAAGAGAGAGAGAGAGAGAGAGAGAGAGAGAGCGGGGAAGGACAUCGACCCUCCUCUCAGUCUGCUAGCUGAGGUUGAGGAGAGGGAUUUUAUUUUUCUAUUUCGGAAAAGAGAAAGAAGAGAACAGGGGUGUGACGUGUUUCUGUAGCUUUGUCUCAGAUUUCUGUGUAUCUAGUGUCUAAAUAACAGUCGUAAGAAGGGGACUCAGUGAUGCAUUUUAGAUGGAUAACUGCAAAAACAACUGCUGAUAUAUAUAUUUGUAUAUCUAGUGCUAUAUGUUCGGGGUAAAUGGCUAAACCUGUGCCCUGUCUACACGAUUUUCAAUUGAAAUUUGGCUGUUAUUUUAAAGGAAUCGUGAUAAAAAUGUAUUUAUUUAUCCUGAAAAUUUUGAAAAAAACAGCAUCUUGCAAGCAGCUACAUAUCUCUGUAAGCUGCUAGCUAUGAGACAUCAUGAACAAAAUUUAAUAUUUAAAAAAACAAAAACAAAGCCUGGUAUCACUGAGCCGCUCUUCUACUACUGUUUUCAAGCUGGAUCAGCUCUGACACCUGUGUUUCUGUACAUCUAAAGACAACCAAAUUAACUUACUAAAUAUGUGUAGCCAGAGUGCAAUAAUAAUAUAUAACUUGUGGAAAAUAUAGUAACAUCCACUCUACAUAAAAAAAAGAACAGCCACACUCUUGUAUUCAUACAUACUGUAGAACUGCUAUAUAUAAUAUAAACCCUUUUUUUUUUUAUAUGACGAUUGAGAAUAUUUCUAUCUCUAGUGUUCAUGCUACUUAUAGGUACUUGUGCCCUAAACGUGGCUGUGAUAGGUGUGGCUGGAAGCAGUGUUAGAGGUACUGUAGAUUUCUCCCAAAGCUCAGGCCAACCCGCUGAUGGUGUUACUGUAAGCAGAAGAGUGACAUGCAUCUCUGCUGAGGACUCAAUAAGCCAUUUAUCAUUCCAGAUUUCCUUUUUUUUUUUAACCUCACUAACCAACUUCCUCAUGAGUUUCCUACAUCGUGUUAAAUUAUUGAAUCACGCAAACCUCCCCCCCACCAACGGUGUGAAUGACCACGAGCAUUUUCCUUCCAGUGGCUGAAUGUUUUCUUACCAAGCCAUACUUCUAUUCUGACACAGCACAAUAUGUAUUUUAUUCUCUUUUUUGUGCACAGUCUGGUUUGGCACAUGCACACGAGAAGCAAUGCUUGUGAGCUUCUUGGUACCGAUUUCCCCCCACUUUUUUCAAAAGGCAGCUGGCUGGGACGGCGUCUUUCUUGAUAUCUUGUUAUUUUACCUUUUUUUUUUUGCAAUCAGCACGUAACAUGCACAAGUCCUCAGUAAUCUGAGUGAAAACCAAAGUGCUUUGAUGUUGUACCAUAAUCACUUAAAGGCUGAGUUUUUCAUAUUUGUGCAGAAGGAAAUUAAAAGAAAUAACUGAUCGGUAUUCCCAACCAAAUAAAAAGUUUUUCUCAUACGCUAUCUGGGUGACAAAAGGUCUCUGCAGCAUGGUAAAAAAAAUAUAUAUUUAAAAAAAUCUGAAAUAGUAUUAAACCAGUUGUGCAAAAAUGUCUCCGGUCCUGUUUUUAUGGGAUUUUUUUUUUUCUCCCAAAAGCUAAUUUCAUAUUUAUUUUCAGAUGCAUAAAUAAUUGCCUUGAAAAUGCUGAUACUUGCAGGGACCUUUGUAAGAAAAGGGGCCAUCAAUAUUGGAUCUCAAUCUCCUUCUACACUCUCAUUAGCUUUUUCUUUCCCAAGCAGUGUGCAUGUAGAAUUGUGAGAUAAAGAAUGAAACUUAUUUUUGAUGCACCUUCAUGUAGUGCAACAAAGCCCACCCCCAUCGGUCGUCAUCCACAUUCUUGCAGAUCAGGUGGAAGUGAUGCAAAAAAAAAAAUACCAAAAGUAGAUAAAUGUUGGCAUCUGGCAGAAGCAGAAUGUAAAGCGCUGAGACGGUGAAAUCACAAAUUGAAAGUGUUGCUGCUGAUGAACACAGCCUGUUCGUCUUUUGAAAGCACUCUCCUUCCAGUUCUGGCGUACGGAAAGCGUAUCUGAUGUUGGAUUCUGAGAGGUUGUCCUCCUUCCUGAACAUGGCACAGUUGGUCAUUUCCCUGGUUUGAAAUCCUUUUUUUUUUUUUUUUUUAAAUAUACAGUACGUGCUUGAACACCAUGAUAUUGUGCAACUGCUUUGUCUUGUUUCUUGUCCUCUUCCUGCACAGACUGUCAACAACGGGAGGUUUUUAAGUAGUCUGGAGACGACAGCCUCUCUCUGUCUCACUCUUAUUUGACUGGGUGCAGACGACCCCGAUCUAAAGCAUAUUUGCCAUAUUAAUCCACACAGUUUGGUAGAGUGACUGCAUAAUUGUUCUUACGAUUUACAGAUCUUUGGAUCUCGGUAUUUAAAUCCUGUUUUUGAGGAAACAGUUUUGACUAUUGCAUGUUCUGAUUUAAGAAAAAAAGAAAAAAAAACUUUUGGGAAAGAAUCAUCUGGAUGUUUUAGAGAUUUUAAUAUUUGCAUUUUCAGAUGUUUCCAUUUGUAGAUUGACUACCUAAUUGCACUGGGCUCUUCUUAAUUGGUAUCUGAUGAAAUACUGAUUAAAUGACCCUAUUCUUUAUUGUC